Gasterosteus aculeatus aculeatus (three-spined stickleback) is the source of this 5561-nucleotide messenger RNA. It is a transcript of the gene map3k9, whose product is annotated as mitogen-activated protein kinase kinase kinase 9. Lineage: Eukaryota; Metazoa; Chordata; Actinopteri; Perciformes; Gasterosteidae. Gene Ontology annotation, biological process: protein phosphorylation. Gene Ontology annotation, molecular function: ATP binding; protein binding; JUN kinase kinase kinase activity. The record is from RefSeq and is a predicted model, not a curated record.
GCGAUGAUUGGGUGAAGGAUUGUGCAUUGGAAACCAUCAAGCUGGGGCCGUGUUUUUGUUAGCGGCCAGCUGGGACUGAAAGACUGACAGACGGACAGACAGACAGACGAUGCUGCAGAAUGAUGCUUCUGUUUCCCUGCAGCGUGUGUGUGCGGGAUUAGCCGCUACUUAGCGUUGUGUGUUGCAUGUGCGGACGCUGCGCGCCGCGGGCCGCCAGCCAGCCAGCCAGCCAGCCGGCCGGCCGCGUCAGGUGGAUGCGCCUGCCAGUGAUCCAGGUCGCUCCUAUGGAUCGCGUCCAUGGAUGUCUUCAAACCCGCUCUGGACAAUCGUUUGAGUCCCAAGGCGUGCGUUUCCUCGUCGGAAGAAGCAGAGGCAGAUGUUUUUCGCUGGCCGAGACCGGAUGAUGCCAUCAGCGCCGCGCCGGAUGCGGCGCCCGCCGCGCGGGGCUUCUGGACGGCCGUGUUUGACUAUGAAGCGACCGCGGACGACGAGCUCAGCCUGCGUAGGGGCGACCUGGUGGAGGUGCUGUCCAAAGACUCCCUGGUGUCCGGGGACGAGGGCUGGUGGACCGGGAUGAUAGCAGACCGGGUUGGCAUUUUCCCGUCCAAUUAUGUGAGCAACGGGAACGGCAUCCCGGAGGAGACACGGCACACCUCGGAGCAGCAGUACUCCGUGCCUCCUCUGCACCUCCUGGAGAUUGAUUUCUCGGAGCUGACCCUGGGCGAAAUCAUCGGCGUGGGCGGUUUUGGAAAAGUCUACCGCGCAGUGUGGCGGGGUUCAGAGGUGGCGGUGAAGGCCGCCCGGCGGGACCCCGACGAGGACCCGGAGCAGACUCUGGAGAGCGUGCGCCAGGAGGCCAAACUCUUCGCCAUGCUCAACCAUCCCAACAUUAUGGGUCUGCUGGGGGUCUGUCUGCAGGAGCCCAACCUGUGUCUGAUCAUGGAGUACGCCCGGGGAGGCCCCCUCAAUCGGGCCCUCGCUGGGAAACGCAUCCCUCCGUGCACGCUGGUGGACUGGGCAGUGCAGAUCGCCAGGGGCAUACUGUACCUCCACAGCCAGGCCAUCGUCCCCAUUAUUCACCGGGACCUCAAGUCCAGCAACAUCCUGAUCCUUGAGAGGGUCGAGAUGGAGGACCUCAGCAACAAGACUCUGAAGAUCACAGACUUCGGGCUGGCUCGGGAGUGGCACCGCACCACCAAGAUGAGCGCCGCCGGCACCUACGCCUGGAUGGCUCCCGAAGUCAUCCGCUCAUCCACCUUCUCCAAGGGUAGCGACGUGUGGAGCUUUGGCGUGCUGUUGUGGGAGCUGCUGACCGGAGAAGUUCCCUUCCGUGGUAUCGAUAGUCUUGCAGUGGCUUAUGGCGUGGCGAUGAACAAGCUGGCUUUGCCCAUUCCCUUGACCUGUCCUGAGCCCUUUGCACGUCUUAUGGAAGAAUGCUGGAGCUCAGACCCACACUCCCGACCGCAGUUCACAUUAAUUCUGGACCAGCUGACGGCCAUCGAAGAGUCUGGCUUUUUUGAGAUGCCAGCGGAGUCCUUCCACUCUCUGCAGGAUGACUGGAAACUGGAGAUCCAGGAGAUGUUUGAUCAGCUUAGGACCAAGGAGAAGGAGCUGCGGUCGUGGGAGGAGGAGCUGACCCAAGCUGCCCUGCAGCAGAAAUGCCAGGAGGAGGCGUUGAGGAGGCGCGAGCAGGAGCUAGCCGAGCGGGAGAUCCACAUCCUGGAGCGAGAGCUCAACAUAAUCAUUCACCAGCUCUACCAGGAAAAGCCCCACGUGGAGAGCAGGCAGGGCAAGUUCCGCCGCAACCGCCUCAAAGUCAAGGAUGGGAACAGGAUCAGCUUACCUUCAGAUUUUCAGCACAAAAUCACAGUGCAGGCGUCUCCCUCACACGAUCGGCGGAGGAGUUUGCUCAGCAGCGGUUCCAGUCCACCGAGCAGCCCCCCGAUGCUGUCCCGCCUCAGAGCCAUCCAACUCACUCCAAGGGAGGGAUAUACAGCCUGGGGUCGACACUCAGGCUGCCAUCAGGAUGAAGAGGACGGUGAGAGGAAGGGCUCCAGGAAAAAGGGCAGAACCCGCGGCUGUGGCCCGUACAGGGAGCACAGCGCCGACGCCACUGUGAAGCCUCCCCACGAAGGCAGCAGGCAGCGGUCCUGCAGCGCCCCAAACCUUCGCAGAUCCCCGAGGCACAGUCCCGCAGUUCCUGGAGUUCCCAGCCUCGUGGAGAUGGAAAAUGAAGACUGCUGCUUCACUACUGAGCCGGGGGCGGCUCCUGAUCAGUCCUACCUCUGCAUACCCUUCCAAAAGGAGGGCCACGCGACCCCCGCUGCCGCCGCCGCCGCCGCUGCUGCUGACGGUGACGGAGGUGAGUGCUGCCCAGGCGGCCAGGUUCCGGGGACACCGCCAUGCAGGAAGAGUCCCGGCGGGGGUCGGCGGUCCGAGCUGGUCCUGCUGGGCUGUGGAGCUCUGCUGGCAGCCGUCGGACUGGGCUGCAACCUUCUGACCCUGGCCCAACCGGAGGAGAACAUCAAAUCCAGAUGGGAAGGUUUCUUCCACAGAUCAGGGGGCCAGAGGCGGAGCAUCAGCCCACCGACCCGCAGACUGUUCCGGCGGGAGAGCCCACUCAAACCCUCGGCGCCCUCGCUGCCGGAGCGCGGCUUGCCCCCCUCUUACACCCUGUUGUCUUUGUCAUCGGUGUCCGACUGCAACUCCACUCGCUCGCUUCUGCGCUCCGACAGCGAGGAGCUGCUGGUCUGCCGCUCCGCCUCCCCGCUCAAACGCCAUCCGGCCGCCCAAACCCCGACCAACCCGCUGGUCAACACCCACCUCGAGAGCUUCAAGCGCAACCCCCGGCAGUCUCUCACACCCACGCAUGUGCCAUCCGCCCCGUGUUCCUCGCGUGUUCUGCGCCGGACGCCAUCAGACGGCGCCAUCAAGAAGAGCUGCCCUUCUAAUAAUCUGGAACCUUUGCCAGAAACGAUGGCAUUUGAGAACACAGGAGGCUUCAGAGGUUUAAAAGAAGACUGUCCAAAGGUCCCCCGGCUCCCCGAUCCAAAUCUUGUGUUCCCUCCAACUCCCCGUCGCCGCUGUGCUCCUGAACGCCCCAAAACCCUUGACUUCGUGGCCCGGCCUCGGCCCUCCCCGCGGGCCCACUGCGACAAGUUUUGGGCGGAAGCAAGGCCCAGGGGGAACGGACAAAACCUGGGCAGCGGCGAGUCCCCUGCCCACACCUCCAGCAUAGAGACUCCCCCGACCGUGGAGUUCGGUAGGGACCCGGCGGUCCUGCCCACCCCAAUGGAGGCCCCGACGCCCUACUCGCCCCGGAAGAAGGAAAACCUGUUGGAUCGGUUGGAUGAGGGACAGUGCCGGGAUGGAACCGUACCACUCUGUAAGCCCGAGACCAGCUUUCCCAAAGACUCCCCUUACCGCCACAGACCUGGAUACUGGUCCUGAGUCGGCCCCAUGCAGCCCUUCAGCGGAGGGGGGCGGCUGUUACCCUUUGGAUGCUCAGCUCGGCGUCAAUCAGCACUGACGGAAUUAAUCUGUUUUAGCUUUAAUCAGGAUUUAGUGAGGGGGGGGGGGGGCUCACCUAUCUAUUGCCGUUGAAUUACAGGAAGUCCUUUUUUACUGUGAAUUUUACCUAACAUUUGUUGUUUUGGGAUCCUUAAAUUUGGGUUAGAGAAGUAUUUUGAGACAGCCGGGGUUUUCUGAUGCAUCAGAGUGACUUCAUUUUGUUCCUUUGCACAGAAUCCCCGUCAUUCCCCAUUCAAAAUGAUUUCUUUGCGGAUGAACUAACUAAUCGGCUCCGAGGCAGCAUGGCAAUGACAGUUUCACAAAGCUUUAAAUUUCUAUUUUUAUUUCAAGUUUCACUUCAAGAUUGUGCAUUUAAUGAAGUGCACUUUUAGAAAGCAUCAUGAAUGUAAAGCUUCCGGCUUUUCACGUCAUCAAAAAAAAAAAAGCAUUGUCUUGUCGGUAACCGCGUCAUGUUAUUUUAACUCCUCUGCAUAACUCACUCUCCUGUGCUGGUGGCUCACGGAGUCAUCACCACUAGUACACAGCAAUAUCCCAGAAGAUGGAGACGGAGGAUAUUGUUGUAUAUUAUGCGCACUUAUUUGCUUAUUUAACCCGCGGUGACAGCACAAUAAUGUCUGGCACCGUUUUGAGCCCCUCUACGGUGAACUGUACUAUAAAGAAGAAGGUUUGGCUUAUUGUUGGGUCCAAAACACUGACAGGAAGUCCCAACGGGAUACGUGACCGUCCAUUCUUUGUGAUCCUGUCAGAUCGGCUUGAUGAAGCAUUUCUUAUUCAAACUAAAGAGCGAUGGUUGUGUUUGUAAGUCGUCUGCCUCAUGUGUGUUUGAUGAAGAUCGAAUGAAGGAUGUAAUGUAUGAAAGUGACAAACUGCACAAAUGUUGAAGCAGGCCCUGGUGGCAUGUCGAAGUUCAUUCCUGAUUAUUUGUAUUUAUUGAUUCAUUUCUUAUUUAUUUUUAUAAUUCAAUGCAUUUUGCCUUGAUUUUUGAGACCUGUAAAUGUCUAUGAAUGUUCUUGGAGAUUACUGUGGCUUCAAACAAGAUGGACUCACAUUUUACUUGCUUUAUAUUGAUUUGUGUGUUUCACACAAUUUAAAUAAGGUCGUUGUUUUGAACAUUUUUAACAUUGAUGUAUGAUGUUGAGUAGUUCGAAUCCAACCAUAGAACUAAAGCUGACACGAUGAGUUGCUGUAUCAAUAUUAUGAAGUGAAAACAUUCCCAAUUCCAGGCUCUGAAAUGUGAGAAUUGGCUGUUUUUCUUCAUCUUGUCUUAACGUCUGGGCUGUUGUCCUGAACAAACAAGCAAUUUGAUGACUAUACAGGCUUAAGUGAACUUGUUGAAAAUGGCUUAAUUAUCGACGGAUUAUUCAAAAAUGUAAGUAUUAGUUGCCGCUCCAAAUCCAACAAUCAAUUAAGUUAUUUAAGUGAGCUUAAUGCAUGAAAGCUGGUUCGUGCACAUUUCUGGUUUCUGCUUUUGACAUUUGUUUGUUUCGAGUAGACCGAGUUGGUUUGACGAGGGAAUUCCGGAUACUGGAAGUGACUGACGCAGUCACAGAUGGGAAAUUCCACCUGUUCACUGUCACAGGUUCCAGAAGCUAAAAAGAGAUCGUUAAUGAUCAAUUAUUUGAAGAUACAAAUGUGACUCUGCUCUUCAUGCCUGUUUUCUCUUUUGAUUCUCAAAUGUUAAGUGGCCUCUCAGCCCGGAGGACGGAAUCCUCUGAGAUUUGAUCCGUCCUCAUUCGGGAGGGUGACCCAAUGUACGCGUAAAUGCAAAUGCUUGUUCUCUAGCGACUGUGCAGAAUGUGAACAUGCUCGAUUUACUGUACACCAGUAUUUCAGCUGAGGGUGCUAGUUGAAAUUAAGCUCUGCUGUCUGAUUCGUCGCCAAGGUGUCGUUAUCUGUCUGAAAUGUUACCACGAAUAAGCUGAUUUUACUGUUGCUGAAGGACAUUGUUCAAGUUGGUAAUAAUACUGUUAUGGAUUGACAUGUAUUUGCACUGGAACACGCUUAUUUGAGUAAAAUCCUAGGAAACGAUC